AUGACGAGCACCAUCGGCAUACCAAUCAAACUGCUGAACGAAGCGCAGGGCCAUGUCGUUACUCUCGAAAUAACAUCCGGGCAGGUAUACCGUGGGAAGCUUCUCGAAGCUGAGGAUAAUAUGAAUGUGCAACUCAAGGAUAUUACCGUUACGGCGCGCGACGGCCGGGUUAGCCAUCUCGACCAAGUAUACAUUCGAGGCUCGCAUGUGCGAUUCUUUAUUGUUCCGGAUAUGUUGAGGAACGCACCUAUGUUUAGAAGUCGAGGCGUCAAGGGCAGAGGUGUUGGUCUGGCGAGAGGAAGGGCUACCGUCAGCAGAGCAAGGGCUAGUGGGCGUGGAGGGCCUCCGAGGGGAUAA
Venustampulla echinocandica is the source of this 357-nucleotide messenger RNA. RefSeq names its product putative small nuclear ribonucleoprotein SM D3. The record is from RefSeq and is a predicted model, not a curated record. Gene Ontology annotation, cellular component: commitment complex; U2 snRNP; U4 snRNP. Gene Ontology annotation, biological process: spliceosomal snRNP assembly; RNA processing. The coding region runs from base 1 to 357 and encodes 118 amino acids. The transcript has 4 exons. NCBI's taxonomy places the organism in Eukaryota, Fungi, Ascomycota, Leotiomycetes, Helotiales, Pleuroascaceae. Gene Ontology annotation, molecular function: RNA binding.